UGUGUGUCAGGAUGGGGAAGUUUCGCGGUUUUGCCAAACUGGUAGCAUGAAAUAUCAAGACGGAGAAUCUGUCAACAGAUGAAGUAGUAUUGAAAACAUCACCUGUGAGUUUAGGAUGGCGACAGCACAGAUUGAGAAAGUGAGAGAAUUCCUCACUUGUGUGAUCUGCCAGGAACUGUACACAGACCCCUGUACACUGAGGUGUGAUCACACAUUCUGCAGGAAAUGUGUCACUGGACACAUCCAAACCAGACCAGAUGCUGUUCAGUCCAAGACGAUCCCCUGUGCCUUCUGUCGACAAGAUACCAAGGUCCCCAACCCCAGCCGGCCAGUGGAGGAGUGGGCGGGGCAGAUCAAACCCAGCAUCAUUAUACAGGGGCUGAUUGACACACAGGACUCUGCUACAACAACGGCAGUUGAUGACACCAACAAACACUGCUCCUUGUGUGACAGACUAGGGGAGACAACUCCGGGGACUUCCUGGUGUCCUGAAUGUGAAGAGACCCUCUGUGGUAGAUGUGCCAAAAUACACCGUGUUAGCUCUGGCUCUCGUGACCAUGGAUUGUGUGACCUGUCUUGCGAGGUCAAGGUUAAGAAGAGACGCAAGGUCAUGUGUCAGGAACACAAGGAUAAGAAAGAAGAAUAUCUCUGUCUGGACUGCAACAAGUCACUGUGUCAGUCAUGCUGUGUGGUCUACCACAGGAAAUGUGACUCUGUCGUCACAAUUAGCUCUCAGAUGACGAGGAUAAAGCUUGGGUUAUCUCAUAAAGUCAAUGGUCUUAAGAAAAAGCUUUUUGGUAAAAGCAAAAAGAUAGAAAAACAAAAAUCAAGAGUAAGUGAAAUAAAAGACAAUAAAGCGUCCGUAAUAGAACACAUCACAUCUACUGCAAACAGACUCGUCGAAAACAUCAAGCACAAGGAAAAGAAGCUGUUAGAUGAAUUGGAUGCAAACACAGAUACACACCUGUCACAGAUUGAUGCAGAUAUAAAGCUUGAAGAUAUUGAGAUGCAGAUGUACAGACAACAUUGUGAGUUCAUUGACCAGGCCUUGGUAUCGGACUGUGAGAUGGACCUGUAUGACGCGUAUCAGGCCUGGGAGUCGGGGGCUUUAGAGUUGGGGGAUGUCAGGGACAAAGACACAGCAGACACACAGAGAAUAGAUGAAAUCAGGUUUAGACCUGACACUGACAACGUCCAGCACAUCCUAGAUGACCUACAUCUUGGGAAGAUUGAGGUCACAUACCAGACUGGAACCUGCCUGAAAUCUUAUUCGGUAAUGGUUGACACGACUGACGGCUGGGUGGAGGGAGAUGUGGGGAAACCUGAUCUACGUGACGUCACAGUCCUGCUUGUAAAUGGUAUACAGACGUGUGUUGUCACUGACAACUCCAACAAGUGUGUGAAAUCUUUCUACAUUGGAAACAAUCAACCAUGUCAUAGUAGACUUCCCCUGGUUAACUCUCCAUGGGGUGUAACACAGUUGAAAGAGAACCAGGUGAUGGUUGCAGACCCAUUCUCCAGUCAGAUUGUAACAGUAGAAGUGACCCCUGACCUGGUGCUGCUCUCAACCAUCACAACCCGCAAGUGGUACUACAGUCUCGCUGUUCUGAGUCCUUCAUAUCUAGCAGCAGGUACUACCAACUGUGUUGAUAUCCUGGACAUGGGGGGACACGUGCUGAGGUCAGUCGCUACACACAACAAUGAGACACUGUUUACCUACCCCUUCCACAUGUGUGUCAACACCAAGGGCAACAUACUCGUGUCUGACAUGGGGAAGAAGUCUGUAACAUGUGUGACGUCAGAGGGGGAUGUUGUGUGGAGAUACGCCCCUACCGGAGACAGAGCACUCCGCUACCCUUAUGGUAUCUCAACUACAGGCACAGCAGACAUCCUGCUUGUAGACAGGAACACCAACAAGGUGAUACAGCUGACAGCGUCGGGGGAGUAUGUCAGGGAUGUUCUCACGUCACAGGAUGGUGUACACUCUCCAGUAGGUCUCUGGUCAGACAAACAUGGCUCCAUAUUUGUGACUGGAGAUGGGAAGAUCAAGGAAUUUAUCAAGACAUAGGGACUGAAUGCAUAUGGAGACCUCUCUAACUGCUUGUUCGUUACAUCCGCCUGUCAUUAUUACCAGCAUACACACCCACCUCUAUAGAUGAACCGACAAAUUACUUUAUGUUCAGUAUAGCUGUAGGUGUGAAAUAUUUCACUACAAUUCUGAAUUAACCCCAUUACAAUAUGGUACACUCACCUGGAACCUACGAUUGUGGGUUCGAAUCCCCGAUUUGCCCCGAUGUUUCUUGGUGUCUCUGCUCCGCACUAUACCCGUGCCCGUGGAUUUCACCAAAGUGGUAAACGUCCAAGACCUACAUCACUUCAGCUUUCCUCCAACGUCACACUGACACGCCGUGAUACACAAUGAAACAGUAUUCACAGUGGCGUUACAUAGAGGAUUAACCACUGUGUUCGGUUGAUACCGAAAAAUCUACAAACGAGUGAUUAAUCUGUCACGAUUAGAACGAGGCUUUGCCGAGUUCUAAUUGUGGCAGAUUAAUCACGAGUGUAACCCAUAACAAUACGCCAUAAAAAGUCGAGCUCGUAGUUGAAAAUUUCCCGUGUUAAGUAACCACUCGGGAUUCCCCCCAGCCUCGUUUUCGAAUAUGCUCAGUAAGACAACUGUACCAUAAACAGGUAAAAAGGAUCUAGCGAAGACAACUCACACGAAUUUUCCGUGACAGGCAAGCGAUUUGUUAUGUUUUUUGUUAACGAUUAAAAGCUGUUGUGAGUAACGUUUUGAGAAUUAGUAAUGUGAUUUGAUAUUUGUUAAUGGUUUUGGAUUUCUCGGUCCAUAACUUUAUUUGCAUUCGUCUCGCCGUGACUAUCAUUUUCAAUGCGCAACACUAAAUAGGCCCACCUUUUUAGUGUAUGUAAAUACGUUAUUCGUUUAUUUCUUCGCUAGAAACAAAUGUUAUAAAGCCAAUUAAGAGGAAAUUAAAUAUUGUGUUAUAUAUUGUGAACUAUUGUUAACGAAAAACAAGUGCCCAAAGGAACUGUCAGCAGGAUUGAUCAGGCAAGAUUCUAAAAAUACCAACUCAGGCAACUGAUCAGCUGAUUACAUCUUCUCAAAUCCAUCAAUGGAUUGUAAUAUUUUUGGACGAAUUUUCGUCUUUAAAACUAGUUUUACAGUGAAUAAUUUAAUGUGUAAAA
Molecule: messenger RNA, 3207 nt
Organism: Haliotis rufescens (red abalone)
Lineage: Eukaryota; Metazoa; Mollusca; Gastropoda; Lepetellida; Haliotidae
Product: tripartite motif-containing protein 2-like
Exons: 3
Coding region: 116-2068 (650 amino acids)
Biological process (GO): positive regulation of DNA-templated transcription
Cellular component (GO): nucleoplasm; chromatin
Molecular function (GO): ubiquitin-protein transferase activity; zinc ion binding
Source: RefSeq, a predicted model, not a curated record